ACCCGGAAGUGGAAGAGCUUGAGGGGUCGCGGUGCUGCUUCGCUUGCUGAGUGCCGAAGGUGGGAGCGGGUCUGGCGGAGCCAAGAUGCCGUCGGAGCGGCAGCGCUGGGAGACCCUGGAGGCGCUGAAGCGCUCCAGCAAAGGGCAGCUGAGCUACUGCCAUGACUGGCCGCGGGGCGAGGAUAUUUUGGAAGGAUGCAAGCCCCCUCUGAAGCUGUCGUCUUAUUCUGGCUGGGUUCUGGCUCGAGUGAAUGCCCAGUCUAUACAGGAAACUCCUGUCUCCAGAAGUUCUACGCCUAAUGAAUCCACUCCCCUGAAAGACCAGCUGUCCUCUCUUGUAAAAACUGCUUCUCCUGCCAGCCAGCUAGGCUCCUCUCCACUUUCAUCUCCGGCACUGAGUGAAACAAAGACCGAUGAGAAUGUUAAUCUGCUGGAGACUAGCUACAAAGCCUGUCCUGUGGUGUUGCCAUCUAAAGUUACAGAGAUAGAAGGCUGCAUACGGAUGUAUGAGGAGGUUCACAGAUUAAAAGGAAAGGAGGGUCUCAGACAGCGGCAGGAGCAGCAAGAGCAGUUGGCAAAGGCAGUCUCUGACAUGGCAAAUGAACAGCUGAAGCGCUUUGAUGAGCUGAAGGAGUUAAAACAGCAUCAGGAAUACCAGGACCUGCAGGAAGUGAUGGAGAAAAGCUCCAAGGAAGCUCAAGGACAGCAGGAGAAGUUGAAAGAGGAGCAUCGACACAGAGCAAAGAUUUUAAACCUGAAGCUGUGUGAGGCUGAACAGCAGAGGCAACAUCAGGAGGAAAUGGAGCGCCUUCGGAAGGAGGAAGGCCAGGAAAGGUUGCGCCGCCUCUAUUCCAUCCAGGAAGAGGUGCUCCAGCUUAACCAGCAGAUUGAUCCCAAUUACAGGCACAAAGACUUGCCAAGGAUAGACUUCUCGGCAUACAGUAACCGUGGUAACCAGAUCUGUGGGCUCGUGUCAGGGCUCAUUCGCACCACCAGUGAGAGAGGAUUCCCUUCUCCUGUAGAUGUGGUCAACACUGAGCGAGUACUGCAGGAAAUGCGAGGGUUAAUUUCUAGCAUGCAGCAGGAAAUUGCUGCAGCAGUGGAGGAGAAAAAGAGGAGGGAUGAAGAAGAGGAGAGAGAGAGGCAGAAAGAGCUACAGAAAAAAGAGCAGCUGAAGGCUCAGGCUCCAGUCCCUGCUCAACAUCCGGGGGGGAAACAGCAGAAAGAAGCUUCCUUAGGACUUCAAACUAAAGCUGAGGAGAGCACAAUGCAGUGGUAUCAGGAGCUUCAGGACACUGCUGACCAGUGUGUUUCUUCCUUCAGUGGGAUUUCAGACUGCAAAGACAAUCAGGUGAAGAAGAUCAAGAUGGAUCUCCAGAAGGCAGCCACUAUCCCUGUGAGUCAAAUUUCUACCAUAGCAGGCUCUCAGUUGAGAGAGAUAUUUGACAAGAUCAAUAACCUGCUCUCUGGGAAGUCUGUGCAAUCUGGAGGGCGAAUGGUAUCAGUGACUCAGCAUCCACAGGGCCUGGAUUUUGUUUAUUACAAACUGGCAGAGAAAUUUGUGAAACAAGGAGAGGAAGAAGUGGCUUCUCACCAUGAAGCAGCUUUCCCAAUUGCUGUGGUAGCUUCAGGAAUCUGGGAGAUACACCCCAGGGUGGGAGACCUCAUCUUAGCUCACCUGCAUAAAAAGUGUCCCUAUUCUGUGCCAUUUUACCCUGCAUUCAAGGAGGGGACUUCAAUGGAAGAUUAUCAACGGACACUUGGUUACCAAGUUACAGAUUCUAAAGUAGAACAGCAAGAUAAUUUCCUUAAGCGGAUGUCUGGAAUGAUCCGUCUUUACGCUGCUAUUAUUCAACUCCGGUGGCCUUAUGGAAACAAACAGGGGACACACCCUCAUGGGCUGAAUCACGGAUGGCGCUGGCUCGCUCAGAUGCUGAACAUGGAGCCUCUGGCUGAUGUGACAGCUACCCUUCUCUUUGAUUUCUUAGAGGUGUCUGGCAAUGCUCUCAUGAAACAAUACCAGGUACAGUUCUGGAAAAUGAUGCUCCUUAUUCGAGAAGACUAUUUUCCCAGGAUUGAAGCAAUCACCAGCUCUGGACAAAUGGGUUCUUUAAUGCGAUUCAAGCAGUUUUUGGAGAAAUGUUUGCAGAAGCAGGAAAUACCUUUACCGAAAGGUUCUCUGCAGUCGUCUUUCUGGAGGUCAUGAGGCAGAUCCUUCCUAUUUUCAUCUUCACAGGAGUCCAGAGGAUUUCCUGGUCUGGCUUCCUGUUUCAUUUGGGGACAAAAUAAAUAAAAAAAUAAUAAUUUCUAUUGUGUUUUUAACAUAUGUGGUUGUUUUAUGUUGAACAGUGUUUCAGGAACCCUUCUUUGUCUAAUUUAUUUUGCAAAUUAUUUUAAACCAUUCUGUUAAGAUUUGAUUAACUUUGUAGAUGUUAUUGUGCAGUAAAUUAUGGAAUAUCAGAUGCUUCUUCAUGUCUUUACUGUGUUUUUUAAUAAGUGUCAAAUGUGUGGAAAGUAUCUGAAAGUUACACUGGACUCCAGAGUUUAUAGUAAGCAGUGACACUCGGGGAUUUCGCACACAAUUGACAGUCUGUCCAGGCUUUCACGUGAUGCCGUGGAAAUGGAAGUACUUCAAGGUUUUAUGGAACCUUAGUUAUACUGAGGUCAAAAUCUAAAAAAUUAAGCUUUAAAAAUCUAUUUUUGUAUUUCAUGUGUGCAGUUGUUUAAUUAUGUUGAUAUGGUUGCAUCCUGUGGAAAAAAAUGUUUAAAUUGCUAGCCUAAAAGUCCCCAAAAAUAGGUAGAGGUGGUUAGGCUUACAUGGCUGCUUUGAUUUCUGUUGAAUGUCACUCUGCUUUGAGAAACUCAGUAUUAUCUGGGGGGGAAAUGCUUUUCUCUGGGGAAGACCUCUUAAAAUGAACAACUUUUUAAAGUUUUAAAAACCUUGCUCUUCCCUUGCGAAAAUGUUUUUAUUUAUAUUGGACAGACUUGAUUUUUAUAAUUACAGUAGGUGAUACGUUGUUUGCUAAAGAACACUUCACUGAACAAAAAAAGCUUUGCAGCUUUGUGAGUAAGUAAAUAAAUUAAAUGUAAUAUUUUCACCAAGAGUUUCUAGAGAAAAUUCUGCAUUCAUGAUCCAUUGCAUGAACUGAAAGUUAGGGUUAGUCUAAAAAAUAAGCAUGGAAGAAUACUUAAGAGACCGUACAGAUACUUUGCUUUCAUGUGAACAGAAAAAGGAGUUUCCUUGGCUUGUUCCAGUAUGAACUGAAAGGUAACACAGACAUAUAUUUAAAAACAGCCUUUAUAAUUUUAACCAGUUUCUUUCUUAACAAAGAAUAUAUCAAUUUAACUGCAGAUUGUGUAUACAGUAAGGUGAUAAUUUUAUACUGUGCUAAUGUAAUGGAUUAUGAUGAAAAUAGUUCAUUUUAGAAACUUACUUGGAAAAAAUAUUCAUGCUUAAACGUUGCAAUGUUACUACUUCCUGUGGGUGCUUCGGAAGGUGAGCAAGUGAGGCUCUGAGAAUCUUUAUUGGGUCACUCCAUGGGGCAUAUGAUUAUGGUAAGUGAGAUUUGGAUGUGAUCUUUAACAUUUAGCUGAUGGUAUGCACUCCAUGACAUACCUUUCAAUGGCCUAUGUGAAAUCUGUUUAUCUAGUUCCUAGCUUCCAUGGCUCUGCACUUCAAAAAGCCCUUACCAUCCUCACAACUGGAUAGCAAAUUGAUGCUGACAGGGGAAAAAAUAAAUGAAUAGGGAAAUUAAAAUAACAUCUCCGGAGAGGUGGCAUACCCACAAAUAGCGUUGGGUAGUCUGGGAAAGCUACUGGCAUUGCAUGUUAUGUGUCUGUUUGAAUAAAUAGACCAGUAGCUUUUACUCCAGGCCCCUAUCCUUCCUGCAGCUUUUCCCACCACAUUCCUAAUAUGCUUCAGUCAUAUCCUGGAUGGGCCAUUUCAGAUGGGGAGAUAGUAACUUAGUUUGCAAACUUCUUUAUUUAGCCUCUCUGCUGAGAUUUAACCCUUUCUAGUGAGAGCUGACACCUGUAUUGAGGUUUUGUCCUAAUUGAAAAUGAAGCGGGACUGCACAGAACUCAUUUUAUAUGGUCUGUGUAACAGCUAUCAGAUGGUUGGCACUUACUCAUGGUUGACAUGGGCUGUAUUUGAAGCAGUGAGAAGUGAAAGUGUCUCUUGUUCCAGACUCCCCCGGCUUAUUCAGUCCUCUUGAUGCAAUCUUUAAUUCAGAAAUGGUAAAUAUAAAGGCUGUUCUUUGGUGAAGUUAUUUACUGACAGUGCUUAAGCUACAGUGUUUAAAAUAAUAUGCAUCUAAUAGCUGAAACUUUCUAGAAUUAAUUCUUCCAGGAAGUGGAAAAAGUGUCCUUGGCAUGCAAUCUAGUUUGAUUUUUUUCUUUUCUUUUUUUCUUUCUUUUCCUUUUCCUUUCCUUUUCUUUUCAGGAGGAGAUUUAAUAACUUAAUGCAUAGCUCAGUUUUACCAAACUUACCAAUAAACUCAGUUUUAUUUGUAGUCUUGUGGUAUUUAUCUUUUUAAAGCUGUUGCUUUUGGAGUCAAAUGAUCAUGUGAGAAUCUCAGAUUUCAUUAUUUUUAAUAGCAAGUUUCUACUUCUCAAAGUUACUGAGAAAUGCUUGGAAAAUGUGAUCCAUGUGUCUGAGAGGCUCAAACCAGAACACACAUAAAAAUUACUUAAUGUUUAUUAUUGAUUUGUAAGCCCAUUUCAUGGUUUUUGAGGCCUGACUUUGUAUGUGUUUGGCAAGACUGACAAUUGUUGUAGAAUAUUUUAAAGGAUAUUUUGGGGAGACUUUCAAAGGCAUAAAGAGCAGUUAUAUGCUCAAGUACUAUUAGUGCCUUGAUAAAUCUUAUUCAUUGCUUAUUUUUGCAUAGUUCUUUCUGUACAGAAUAAAUAAGAUUGUAUUUAAUGACAUUAUGAAUAUCUGACAGUUAUGAUGUUGUUUAGCCAUCUUGAAUCAAUUGUCUUUAUACUGUUGUAAAUAUUAAAGAUUUUAUUUAGCUAA
Alligator mississippiensis (American alligator) is the source of this 5017-nucleotide messenger RNA. RefSeq names its product GLE1 RNA export mediator (gene GLE1). Gene Ontology annotation, biological process: poly(A)+ mRNA export from nucleus; regulation of translational initiation; regulation of translational termination. The transcript has 16 exons. Gene Ontology annotation, molecular function: translation initiation factor binding; phospholipid binding; inositol hexakisphosphate binding. The record is from RefSeq and is a predicted model, not a curated record. NCBI's taxonomy places the organism in Eukaryota, Metazoa, Chordata, Crocodylia, Alligatoridae. Bases 86 to 2206 code for a protein of 706 amino acids. Gene Ontology annotation, cellular component: nuclear pore; nuclear pore cytoplasmic filaments; cytoplasm.